Messenger RNA from Siniperca chuatsi (mandarin fish), 5217 nucleotides. It is a transcript of the gene naa30, whose product is annotated as N-alpha-acetyltransferase 30, NatC catalytic subunit. Bases 354 to 1526 code for a protein of 390 amino acids. Gene Ontology annotation, molecular function: protein-N-terminal amino-acid acetyltransferase activity. Gene Ontology annotation, cellular component: NatC complex. The record is from RefSeq and is a predicted model, not a curated record. NCBI's taxonomy places the organism in Eukaryota, Metazoa, Chordata, Actinopteri, Centrarchiformes, Sinipercidae. The transcript has 4 exons. Gene Ontology annotation, biological process: N-terminal peptidyl-methionine acetylation.
AAUAAGUUAAUAAAACUAAAACGACUGAAGAGAGGUACAUUACUUUAUUUAAAUGGAAAGCUAAUUACGGUAUGUGGUUGGCCUUGGUGUCUGAAAAAAACCUGCAUCUGUCAUGCGUUUCACCACUGUCGUAAAACGUCUCUGUCUGCUGCGACAGCACUUUGCGGCAGCAGGGAAAUCGAGGAGAAAGCAGCGACUAACGUCGCCAGCGGAUACGUUAUCGCCUCAAAAACCCCUGGAUUUAUGUAAUAUUCGGUCAGCAAACUUGUACAUUGAUUGUAUUUCCCUCCGCCUUGUGGAUGAGAUUGUGUUCAGCGUUUUCCAAGCGUGAAUCUCCACCUUAAUGCGGUGGGAUGGCCACAGUGCCGCCUGGGCCUAGUAGCGCACUGACUGCAUCCCCGGCUGAAAUUCCUACUUUCCCCGGUGCUGGGAGCGCAGACCCGGCGGGGGAAGACGGAGAGCCGGCCUGCCAUAGGGAGGACUGUGUACCCGCCGAUACGGGGACGAAGUCGCAGCCGGUAAGCGAAGUCAAAACGUCGGUUAAGAAGAAGCAGAAAAACAUGCUAGCGCGAGCUAGCCCGGCGGCACUGCACCUCAAAAUGCAAGCCCGAGAGCAGCAGCAGCUAAACGGCUUGGUCAGCCCUUCGGAGAACGCUGACAGCCACCAACACACAGGAAACCGGCCUGACAAUCCCAGACCGUCCGUGGACAACUGUGACAGCAGCAGCAGCGGCAGCAAUGAGGGGGCUCCAGCCGCUAGAAACAAUAGUGAGCAUUGCCAACACGAAGGCCACAGCCCCUUCUCCGAAAACGGCAGUCACUCUCCUUUGGUUAACAAUAGCAUGAACGGGAUGCCGAGUUUCACAAGAACUGAGGCGGCCCACCCCGGGGACGAAGGGAAAGAGGAGUUUGACCACACGGAGCCCCCGAGACCGCCGAGCGACGAGCCGCCGGACGCUGCCGGGCCCGGCGAAGAGGAGAGUUCAGCUGACCCGCAGCAGCCACCAGCCGCGGAGCUGGCCCGGCUCGACCUGAGCAGCUCUCCCGGCCAAGCGGAAGAGGAUAGCCACGGCAUCCGCUAUGUCCGCUAUGAAUCCGAGCUGCAGAUGCCGUGGAUCAUGAGACUGAUCACCAAGGACUUGUCUGAGCCUUAUUCAAUUUACACGUACAGGUACUUCAUCCACAACUGGCCGCAGCUCUGCUUUCUGGCCAUGGUGGAGCAGGAGUGUGUCGGAGCCAUCGUAUGUAAACUUGACAUGCACAAGAAGAUGUUCCGCCGUGGCUACAUCGCCAUGCUGGCCGUGGACUCGAAACACAGAAGGAAAAGCAUCGGUACUAAUCUGGUGAAGAAGGCCAUCUAUGCCAUGGUGGAGGGUGACUGUGACGAGGUUGUAUUGGAGACUGAAAUCACCAACAAAUCAGCCCUGAAGCUGUACGAGAACUUGGGUUUUGUCAGAGACAAGCGGCUGUUCAGAUACUACCUUAACGGAGUGGACGCGCUGCGGCUCAAACUGUGGCUCCGCUAGAGGAAAGAAGAGGGGACAGGGGAGGAUGGGACAGCGGGUGCUGUUCACCUCGUACGCUAUCAGCUUGACAGCCUCAGCUCUGCCCUGGUCAUUUCACUCUUAUAUACACACUCACACUCACACACACACACACACACGCCGAAGUACAAACAUAAGGAGUAUGCACAUAGGUAUGCAUAGACACGCAAACACACCCACCCUCUUUUUGUCCUUGACCUCUAAACAACUGUUGUUUAGGCAGAAACGGACUGACAUCCCACCUGAUGUUUUCAUGAAGGGGCCCCUGAUACUUUCUGUGAUGAGGAGGGGGCGAGUGAGGGUGGUCUCUGGGAUGACCUUGACUGGGGACUAGGUGACCUUUUGACCUUCAAGCUUGGAUGCCGCAUUGACCGCGACGUGAGGUGUGAGGAAGCUCAAGUGAGGACGUGUGUCCGAACGCCAGAGGACAUGGCACCACACCAAAUCCUCCUGCAGAACACAGGACAAAAACAAACUUAAAGAAAACAACACCACGCGAAAUAAGGAAGCAGGGCGGUAAAAAAACAGACUGGGAAGAGAAUAUUUGUGGAGUUUAUUUUUGUGUUUCUUUUUUAACCUUGUAAGUUCGGAUGGUUGACGGAAAAGCUAUAGUAUGACUGUGUGUUUGUACCACCUCAUGUCUUUUUGGAAAACGAGUGUUUGGCCUGUUUUUGUGUGCAUGUGUAUGUGGCGUGCUUGGUUUCACUGUGAGCAAGUGAACGUGUUUGUGUGACUGUGUGAGCGCAUGCUUGGUUGGACUUGUGCGUACUAUUGUUUUUUGUUUCCCAUCCUGUCCAAUGGGCGCAGCUGCUCCCUGCUGCUGUUUCCAUCACCUGCCUCAGCCUCCAGGACUGAAGCCUGUAAAGAUAUGCAUGCAUUUAUUUUAAUGUGAGUGCGGGAAAAAGCGUGACGAGUGUGUGUGUGUUGAUUAACCCAGUCUGAGGCUAACCCUCCGAAUCCCUUCCUGUGUUUGGUGUAAGCGUGUUGGUGCAGAGCGGUUGAUCGAAACAAAUCACUCCAUUAGCACCUCAAACUACGCCCAACUGGUGGAUCUGCCACCUCUUCGCUUCAGUGUCCUUCACUAAAUCUCUCAUCAUCAAACCCUGACAGUAUGGGUGAGGAGUUCAAUCUUUUUCUUCAGAACUUUUUUCCCAAAUGCACUGCCAGCUGCAGACUCCUUGCCAAUGAUGAUGUGGUCAAAUGUGUCCAAGCCGUAUCAGUUUACUCUUUUUAGAUUAUUCAUCUGAUUCUCCUCAUUGCAAGUGCCACUCAAUCCAUCAGCGCUCUCAGCCACAACUGCAGUGAUCUGCCCGCUAGCAGGCGUGACACGGCAGCCUCGGCCCGGUUCUGAUCUGCGCUUGGCACCAGACCGGAGGGCGAAGUGUUACAUAUGCUGGAUUCCUGUUUGAGUGCGUGUGUGUGUGUGUGUUAUGUCUUGAUAAAAAAAGGAAAAUAGACAAGUAUUCUUAGCAGAUUAUAUUUUAUUCUUUUGUUCGCUUUCAGUUCAUUUUGUCUACUAUACACCUGUAUAACCUCAUGCUGCCCAUAAGCAGCUGAGUCCACAUUGCACUUCCAUGGUGCCCUAACUUGAUGCACAACCAACCUCGCUAACAUUUAAUGAUCUCCAGCCUGGAACACGUCAUAGAUGCACCCAGAUGUUCCAAUCCACACUAAUUAUGGCAAACAAAGUUUGCUUCAGCCACUUCUGUUUUUUCUUCAAAGUAAAAUGAACAAAGGCCAGAUGCACCUCUUUGGAACUUGCUGCAGUGUGGAUGUGUACGUAUGAAUGUGUCUUGUUAUUUUGACAGUGGUGUGGAUCUGUUCUGUAAGACUUUAAUUUCUCUACUUACAGAGGAAGCACAGGAAAAUCGGAGCCUUUUUUAGGUGCUGUGUUUUGCUCCAGCCAUAUAAGGACAACAGGAAGGAACAAAUCACACGCUUUUUUCUUCUUUUUUUUUUUUUAGCUUUCCAGGAUUGGUGUUAGUGUUUGAUGCGAUAGAAAGGGCAGGAGACAGUUUGGUUGAGGGGAGAAUUUUUCAGUCAAAUUUGGAGACGACCUACAUCACAGGUUUGCAAUUUAAAGUAAACUUUUGUUUUCCUUGUAGCUCUAUAAAUUAUGCAAUUAGACAUCUGUGUGCUUUAAUCCUGCCUACAAUAUUCAGAGUACAAAGCACUGCAAGACACUGCCAUGUGGCACAACUGAAAAUCAGAGCAAAAUCUGCUAUAAAAUCUUGACUGCAGAACAAACAAAAGUCUCCAGAAAACAUUUGUGGUAGUCCAAUGUUUUAAUGAUUUAAGGACUGAUGAGCUAGUCUCUAUGAAUGACACUACAGGACCUUGUUCGUGUUCCCCUUUCAGCAGUUCAGCUGAGAUAUUUCAUCCCAGGAGCCCAGGACUGAAAGUGACAAUAGAUGUUUACAGAGCUGCCACCCACAUAACCGCCUGUGUAUGUACGUUUGUCUGUGUGCAUUUGGAGCAAUGGAUCAGAUGACCCAUUUUCCUCUUUUAGUUUUUUUUUUGUUUCAGAUUUGUAUACUAGUGUUCUAUUCAUCAGAUUUAUUGUUUUGUUUUUUGUGAAUCAUCUGGGAGGGGGGCGGUUUGGGUUGAUUUAUCAGAUGUAAUUUUUAUUUUUCAUUUCUGUGCUACUUUAGCCCAUCCAGAGGUGUUACGAGAUUUAUGAGCAGUUCAUACCGGGCAUGUGAAAACGCUCUAGACCCUGCUCCUCUGACACUGUUUCAAUUAUCACCCUGUGUAAACUCCGGGAUUAUUUUGGAGGUUCCAAACUUCUGUCCCUGUGUUGGACACUUGUUCUCUUCUUCUUUGUCCCCUCACUGUCCCGGCCUUUUCUUCUUAUGUACAGUGACUACUGAUGGAUGAAAGGACAAGAUAGGUAACACCUUACAAAAUGAACCUUUCAAACCAGUUGUCGGUAUGAGGAGGUGUUUUAGAUUUUGAAGGAAAUCUAAAAUCUUUUUUUGUUUUACUCCUGUGAAACUGGCAGUUCCAUUAGGUGUCUGGGCAUUACAGCCCGUCUCAAAGAGCCAAAGGGCUCUGUUUACACCUCGAUCACAGACCGAAGGGCUUCGUCAUCAAUAUCAGUUUGUAGCCAUGGCUUGUGGUGUUGCAUAGUUUUACCCAGCUCUCUCUGACAAUGCAUUUGGAAUAAGUUUUGACUUGACAUGCCAGUUCAGUGUUCAUGUCGGAAGCAUUUUUUUUUUUUUUUUCCCCCUCGUCCUGGACAUCUGCUGUGCUAUCCAGGCAGCUUACUGUAACAAUCACAACCCCGCUUCUCUGCCCUCUCCCGGGGCGACAUCUGCCAUCCUACAUUUUGAGUGUUAUAAUCAUAAAUUCCCAGAGAUACCAGUUUGUUGAUGAGAUAAACAACUUUUGUCUUGGCUGUCAUGCUGCGCCACAAAAAGCUGUGGUCCCUACAACCAACCAACCACAGCAACUUCCUGCAGUCUUUUCGGGGCAGCUGACACUGCCUCCACCGCCAACCAUGAGGUGUGCAAAGGGGAGAGCAAAAGGUCGUUUUGCAUGUCAGAUUUCUGUUCCCCCUGUUCCUUUUCCCUGUCCCCUCACUUGAUUUUGAUCUGGAAAUGUCCGAUAGCUUUUAUUUAAUGUGGAAAAAAGAACACAGAAAUAAAUUAUUUGAUUUUUUUAAUGCUGUAAA